Molecule: messenger RNA, 766 nt
Organism: Ornithodoros turicata
Lineage: Eukaryota; Metazoa; Arthropoda; Arachnida; Ixodida; Argasidae
Product: protein dpy-30 homolog
Exons: 4
Coding region: 99-440 (113 amino acids)
Cellular component (GO): Set1C/COMPASS complex
Source: RefSeq, a predicted model, not a curated record
GUCUACGUACACUGACAAAGGGGGGCAAGGGGGACGCGUGAGAGGGACGAAGUGUGUCUCCCCUGUCUCCCCCAUCCCCUGUUCGCGUUUCUGGAAACAUGGCAGAGGAUCAUAACAACGCGGCGAAAAGCCAAGUCGUCGAGGACGCACAAGUAGCAGCAGAAAACGUCGCGGCAGUAGUAUCCGAGAAUUCCCAGGCGGACAAGGAAAACAUCGGCGUGAGCGUACCAAAGAAACCCAAGUUGGAAGCAGACUUCCAGGCGCUAUCAACGCGGCAGUACCUCGACCAAACUGUUGUCCCAAUCUUACUUCAAGCACUUUCCACUCUUGCCAAAGAAAGGCCAUCCAACCCCAUUGAGUACCUGGCAAACUACCUACUGCGUAACAAGUCGCAAUUUGAACAUGGGAGCUCUUCGGUAAAUGGGCAAAACUCAGCAUAGUUGUCAUCUGCAAAGUGUGGUGCAUACUAUCACCAACAUUUUUGUUAGAAUUUAUUUACCAGUCUAUAACACCAGUAGCACCAAAGUUGGCAACUGCAAUGUUGCAGAUGCCCACACCAUUUUUUAUAUAUGUAAUAUAUUAUGGGAAAUGCACCUAGUGAGGUGCCAGCAGCAAAACAAUGUUUUCAGGUUGCGACAGGGAAAAUUGAAGUCAAUCAUGUUGUAAAUUUUUGUUCACUGCACAAAGCCUAUACUGUGCACCAUUUUGUUCUCCAUGCAGCAGUGGGUAUUGUUCACAGAUAGUAAUAAAUUUAAUCGGCACAACA